AUUUAAGAAGCCAUAGAGGUCCCUGAACCCCACCUUUGGAAAUCACGUGGUUAAGGCAAUUAAAGAAAGGUGCCAUACCAAGACAACGUGUGGGCGGGAUGAAAUUGCGCGUUAUCCUCAAGAGUUGGGCUUCGAUAUAGAAAAAAUUGCCCAACAACCUUUAGGCUGCCAGACUUUGUGUAAAAAGCUAAGAUGCCAAAUGGCGUAAUGAGAAUGAUGCUACCGAGUCUGAAAGCAGUGCGUUAGUGGUCCUGAUGAGAGAGCACACUGCUUGCGACAAAAGACCGGAGAGACCAGAGUGAUCCGCUGUGCGCGUCAGGGCGCACAGGAGAACCGCAUAUGCAUGUCCUGCGUGCUCUCCUCCUUUUAAUGGGUGGCUUCGAGCCGCUGAGGUGCAUGACGGCGAGAAGACGAUGAGGAUAACGCGCGAACAGGAGCAUCAGACAUUCAGGAGUCUGAUUUAGCUCGCAUGUUUUUGGCGAGGGAGGAACAUUUGUUCACAUGCUCCGUGUCUAAGUACCAGCGACGGGCAGGCAGCACCAUCCAAACUUCUGUUUCAUCCGCCUUCAGUUGUCUAUUUUCUCCAUCUUUACUUGCGUCCCGUUACUGUUUCCAUCCAGGACUAUGCUGUUAUUUAUUUUGAUACCCACACGGGCGAAUUUCCCGGAUAGUCGAGUUUGUCCGUAAGGAUUGUCCAUCCACCGCUGCCUUUGUCUGUGCUUUAAUCGGGUAUUUUCCUCCCACAGUUUGUCCUUGUUUUUUCUUUCUUUCUUUUUGUCGUCGGUUUUUCUUUAAGAUAGAAGCCUAUUAAUUUUUAAUUCUUAUGCAUCUGCACGAAGACGGUACCAGGGAAGAGAAAGAGUCACACCAGAGGGGGAGAGAAGGAGGCGAGUGAGGAGAAAAAGCAGAAUGAACGAGACACACUGAGCGGUCAAGAGAAGGGGAGAUCGGAGGAUUCUAGGAUCACCCCUGGGGGAGGGUGUGAGCAUAGGAAAGUGCCACCCCACUCACCUGUGCCUGCUGACAGCCUCUAAGCCGAAGCAUCUUGUGCUCAACCUCAAACAUGGCUCUGGCAGUCUGGAUCCUCCUCACCUGUGCCGUGGCUUUCAGCAACAUUUCUCCAUCAUCACAGGCUUUGGGCCGCUCAAUGAUGCCUUUUGGCUUGAUGCGCCGGGAACUGGCAUGCGAAGGCUACCCAAUUGAGCUGCGCUGCCCUGGAAGCGAUGUCAUCAUGAUCGAAACAGCCAACUAUGGCCGCACCGAUGACAAGAUCUGCGACGCCGACCCCUUUCAGAUGGAGAAUGUGCAGUGCUACCAGCCAGACGCCUUCAAGAUAAUGUCGCAGAGGUGUAAUAAUCGCACUCAGUGUGUGGUGGUUGCAGGGUCAGACGUGUUCCCAGACCCCUGCCCGGGAACCUACAAGUAUUUGGAGAUCCAGUAUGAGUGUGUCCCCUACAAAGUGGAUCAAAAAGUAUUUGUGUGCCCGGGAACUCUGCUGCGGGUGCAGGUACCCAGCUCGCAAAAAGAGGCAGAGCACCAGGCAGGGGCGUGGUGUAAGGACCCGCUGCAGUCUGGAGACCGCCUUUAUGUUAUGCCCUGGACCCCCUAUCGAACUGACAUGCUGUAUGAAUAUGCCUCCUGGGAAGAUUUUAAACAGAACCGAGCUACAACCAAUUACAAGUUGCCGAACAGAGUGGAUGGUACGGGGUUUGUUGUGUACGACGGCGCAGUAUUUUACAACAAAGAACGCACACGGAACAUCGUCAAGUAUGACCUCAGGACAAGAAUAAAGAGUGGGGAAGCUAUUGUCACUAAUGCCAACUAUCAUGACACCUCGCCAUACCGAUGGGGCGGGAAGUCAGACAUUGACCUGGCUGUGGAUGAGAAUGGCCUCUGGGUGAUUUACGCCACCGAAUCCAACAACGGACGUCUGGUGGUCAGUCAGGUGAACCCUUACACUCUGCGCUUUGAAGGCACCUGGGAGACAAGCUUUGACAAGCGGAUGGCAUCCAAUGCCUUCAUGGCCUGUGGGGUUCUGUAUGCGGUGCGGUCCGUUUACCAGGAUGAUGACAGUGAAGCAGGUGGCGACCUGGUGAUGUAUGCCUAUAACACCAACCGUGCCCGUGAGGAGCCUGUCAACAUCCUUUUCCCCAACCCCUAUCAGCACAUUUCCUCUGUGGACUACAACCCACGAGACAACCAGCUCUAUGUGUGGAACAACUAUAACGUUCUACGCUACCCGCUGGAGUUCGGACCACCGGACCCCACCACUGGCCCUUUGACCACCACUCAAGUGACCCCCACUCCUCCGGCUAAGCCUUUCACCCUUAGUCCCAGCCCCUCCACUGCACGGCCCCUUUCCCCCACCUCACGGCCCAUCGGUUCCAUCAACAAGCAUCCUGAUCUUCGGCCAAUCACAGCCACCGUGCCUGUCACCCGCUGGCCGCCACACCCUCCUGAGGGUCCAGAGCGGGAGUUCUGUGAAGCUAAAAUGGACCGCGGCGUUCAGUGGCCAACAACACAACAAGGAGAAAUAGUGGACCGUCCAUGUCCCAAAGGGUCAUUAGGCAUUGCUUCAUUUCAGUGCUUGGCGGAUCAGGUCAUAUGGAACCCAAGGGGUCCUGACCUGAGUAACUGCACGUCCCCAUGGGUCAGCCAGGUUGCCCAAAAGAUUAAGAGUGGAGAGAAUGCUGCCAACAUCGCGGGUGAGCUGGUAAACCACACGCGAGGUCGCAUUCAGGCUGGUGAUGUAAGUUCCUCCGUGCGACUGAUUGAGCAACUGCUUGAUAUCCUGGACGCUCAGCUUCAGGCCCUCAAACCUGGAAACAAGGAGUCAGCCGGACGAAACUUUAAUAAGUUCCAUAAGCGAGAGCGGACCUGUCGGGCUUAUAUCCAGGCGGUGGUGCAAACAGUGGACAACUUGCUGCGUCCAGAGGCUAAGCAGUCAUGGCAGGACAUGAACAGCACGGAGCAGGCUCACACUGCCACCAUGUUACUAGAUGUUCUGGAAAAAGGAGCUUUCCUGCUGGCCAACAACAUGUACGGGAAUGAUUUCUCCGACAGAGCUCCCAGUGUUGAUCUUCAGGUGCGUGUUGUCAACACAGAGGUGGACUUCCAGGACUUGUAUUUCCCACUGAAGAAUUAUGCCAGUGAAAGCACCAUCCAGCUUCCGGCCUCCACCAUCAAACAGUACAGUCGCAACGGGCAAGUGAAAGUGGUUUUCAUUCUGUAUAAAAAUCUGGGGGACUUCCUGUCAACCGAGAAUGCCACAGUGAAGAUGGAACUGGAAGGAUCAAACCAUGACAAGAAGCGCCUGGCAGUCAACUCUGAUGUACUAGCAGCUUCAAUCAACAAAGAGUCUAACCGAGUAUUUCUCACAGAGCCAGUGGUCUUUACACUCAAACAUCUACGGAUGGAAAAUUAUCACACUCCAAAUUGUUCCUUUUGGAAUUACUCUGAGCGUACAAUGACAGGGCAGUGGUCCUCGCAGGGCUGCAGGCUAUUGGGGACCAACAGUACACACACCACCUGCUCCUGCAGCCACCUCACCAACUUCGCCGUGCUCAUGGCUCACCAUGAGCCCAAGCGUCGAAUGCAUGAACUUAUCCUUUUUGUGAUCACCUGGGUGGGCAUUGUCAUCUCCCUAGUGUGUCUAGCCAUCUGCAUCUCCACUUUCUGCUUCCUGCGAGGUCUGCAGACUGACCGCAACACAAUCCACAAGAACCUGUGCAUCAAUCUUUUUAUCGCUGAGCUGAUCUUCCUCAUCGGCAUCAACAAAACUGAAUACCACAUUGCCUGUCCCAUCUUUGCUGGCCUUCUGCAUUUCUUCUUCCUGGCUGCCUUCUCUUGGAUGUGUCUGGAGGGUGUGCAACUCUAUCUUAUGCUCGUGGAGGUCUUUGAGAGCGAGUACUCGCGCAAAAAGUACUACUAUCUGUGUGGCUACUGCUUCCCGGCACUGGUGGUGGGCAUCUCAGCAGCCAUAGACUACCGGAGCUAUGGGACCAAGAAAGCAUGCUGGCUGCGAGUGGAUAACUACUUCAUCUGGAGCUUCAUUGGACCUGUUUCAUUUGUUAUUAUGCUCAACCUAAUUUUUCUCCUGAUCACCCUCCAUAAGAUGAUCCGCAACUCUUCGGCGCUCAAACCUGAUUCUAGUCGCCUGGAUAACAUAAAGUCAUGGGCUUUAGGGGGCAUUGUCCUGCUGUUCCUGCUUGGGCUAACAUGGGCCUUUGGCCUGCUUUUCAUCAAUGAGAAAACAGUCAUUAUGGCCUAUCUGUUUACCACCUUCAAUGCCUUUCAGGGAAUGUUCAUCUUCAUCUUCCACUGUGCUCUACAGAAGAAGGUCCAUAAGGAGUACAGUAAAUGUUUGCGUCAUUCCUACUGCUGCAGCCGGACUUCCUCCAACAGUUCCCACGGGUCCCUGAAGAACUCAGGCCUGCGUUCCAACAACCGCUACUACAGCGGCAGCCAGGCUCGCCACGCAGCGGCUCACAGACAGAGUCGGAUCCGUAGGAUGUGGAACGACACGGUUCGAAAGCAGACAGAGUCUUCCUUCAUGGCAGGAGACAUCAACAGCACCCCGACACUCAACCGUGGGACCAUGGGUAACCACCUUCUGACAAACCCGGUGCUGCAGACUCGCACCGGUACUUCUCCUUACAACACUUUGCUCGCUGAGAGCUUCACCCCACCCUCACCUGGCGUCUUCAACUCCACCGGAUGCACGGGAACCUUCCGAGACCCCAAAAGUACGCUGUCCAAACCCCGUGAUACCUGUGGAAUGGAAACCCUUCCCUUGAAUGGCAACUUUAACAACAGCUACUCGAUGAGGAGUGGCCCAUCAGGUGGAGGUGGGGGCAGCUGUGACUUCCUAGGUGGUGGAGGUGGAGAUGCUCCUCAGAACAUGUUUAAUCACCGCAGCGUGGAGGCCCUGGGAGGUGACGGUACCCGAAGAAACCUCUCUGAUGCAGCAGCCUUUGAGAAAAUGAUCAUCUCUGAACUUGUGCAUAAUAAUCUUCGAGGAGGUGUCGGUGGCGGUGCUGGAGGCGAUGUGGAAAGAGCAUAUGGCAGUCUCGCCAGGGGCCAUCUUCACAGUGGAAUUAGUCGGGGGACAGUUGUGGCUGGGCCAGACUCUUCUGUGAGUAUGGAUGAGGAAGAGGAUUUUCUGAGAGAAGGACGGCAGCGAACGCCACAGGAUGUAGAGCUGCUUUAUAAGGCUCUGGAGGAACCCCUGCUUUUGCAGCGUGCGCAGUCAGUCCUCUAUCAGAGCGAUCCAGAGGAGUCUGAAAGCUACACUGCUGACCUCACAGAGAGUCUGGGCCACAGUGGCCACAGCGGUCAAAGUGGUGGUGGGCAGGGGAGCAACAGAGCACCAGAUUCCCCCGCCCAUGACUCCCUGUACACCAGCAUAACCAAUCUGCGAGACUCACCUUACCCCGACAGCAGUCCUGAGCCCCUGGAGGUGGUGCCUCGCUCGGCUCAGCCCCCUGAGGAGUUGUACUACAGCUCUGGGAGGCCUGCACUAUGUUCUCGUGGGGCUCCAAUGCAGACCUUCUUCCAGGCCCCACCUCCAAGGAGGCCAAGUGGGGAGGGACACCAGGCUCAGGAGCCUGCCCAGAAUGAGGGAGAUGGACAGAUGCAGCUGGUCACCAGCCUGUGACUGGAGCCUGAAAGAGGAAGCUGGAGACCGACGUGAUGGCCUGAGCCUCCUCUUAGCCUGCCCCGUUCUCGUGUGUCUCCACUCUCUGCUUGUUUGGUUGCCUUUCUUUCUCUCAAUUUUUAUUUAACUAACAUAUGAGUAAACAGACUGACCUUCUGGGGAGCCGUAGCUGACUCUACAGAAGCAGCCUUUAUCAUCAAACCAUUGGGGAUGAGGGACGGGUGUUUUUCUGCAGAGCUCUUCACCAGCUCUGUUCAGCCCUCCCCAGUUCCUUUAGUUCCCUAAGGCCAAGUCCAGCACUCUGAAUGUACCAACCCCCACCCCCUUUACCUUUGGAUGUUUCAAAACUUUAAAACUUUAUGGACGUUUUUUUAUUAAAUUCUCAUCAGACCUUCCUCUGGAGAUGAGGAUAUUUUAUAUUCUGUCUCAUUUCCCUUUCUUAUAUCCACUGGUCUUUUUCGAGUUAUCAUAUGAUAGGGAUAGGGAUAUAGUACACUACUAUUACCUAAAUAAAUGUCAAAGAAAAUCCUUCAUUGUUGCCAAAAAUAUAUUUUAUUGAGCCAGAACAGAAGACAAACACACUCACACACAUACAUCCAGAAGUGCUUGUUUUUUUGGAAAUCAAAAGUGAAGACAGUUUUCUUCAAAGAAAAAAGGAGCAAGAGCUUUUGUUCCAAGCAGGCAGUGGGAGCUGAUUUCUUGUAGUUGCCUUUAUUUUUCUCUUGCUGUGAAUUGAUGACUGUACAGAGAAUGAGUGGAGAUGGAGACAGAGACCGAGGAGGCGCUGCAACACCCGUCCACCACAGGAAAGUCCACAUUGAAAAGACUGGGCCGCGCUUUCCACUCUGCUCCGUGGCUGUUUGCUUUAGGCGUUUGGAAAAUUAAAUGACUGACCUGUUUUUUGUUUGAAGAUGGUAUUCAAUCUGUUGUCUGGUUUUACAUCCUGCAGCAGCAAACAUGGAUUGGGGUGGCCCCCUGCCCUUGUACUUUGCUGUUAGAGCCUAGGCAGUUGAACUGGACUUUUUUCUUAUGUGUUAUUGUGACAAAGAAGACUGUAACCGUCACAAACGCACGGCUGACCAAUUGGUAUAACUGUGUACAUAAGAACCACCAAAUCUACUUUACUCCUACAGUGUAAAUAGAGACACCAGAUGAUCAAAAGCAACAAAAGUAAUAAAUGCUACUGUAUGAAAAAAAUGACUUCUUGUACUACAACAACCCGACGUAAGAAGAGAAUAAAAUGUAUUGGAGCCUGUGACCUGAAUGAAAACACUAUCUCUCUGUCCCCUGUGACUUAAUCUCUCACGCUUUCUUCUUUUUUUUUAUUAUUAUUAUUGUUUGUUCCAGUUUGUGUUUUUAUCUGCAAUUUUUUUUCAAUGGUCCAUUGAGGAGAGUACAGCAAAUAUGGAUAAAGAGGGGAAGAGAAAAAGGAUUUGUUCAUACAAAUUGAAGGACAGUGGUUUCGUGGGAUAAAAUCCAUAACCUGUUUGACAUUCCUUGGGUUUCCAAAAGCAGUGAGAGGAGGUGGUGCGGGGCAAGUGAGAUAAGUGUUGUGCAAUGUCAUUCUAAGCCUCACGAGCAUGGUUUUGGGCGGGCAACAGCAUCUACUGGAGUGAUUUGUUUUACUCUUGUAUUAUUUGGAAAAUAUGCCAAGCUUACAUACUUUUAACGAUAUGGGUUUUAAGCAUGUAUGGUAUGACCUUUGUUUUGCUAUCAGAGAAUAUUGCAUUUUGCUGUUUCUUAAAAAUAGUUUCAGCACUACUCCAGAGACUGAUGUGACAACUAAUUUUUUCCAGUGUGCAUGUAAGUAUGAAUGUAACUGUGAGCCUGACUGGGUGUGCUGUCUGUGAAAGUGUUACUUCUGUGCGUGCAGACAUCUUGAAAAUACUCCCCCCCCCCAUGAUAUGACUUGAAUGCACAUCACACAAGGAGGGAUACUUAUCUUUACCAUGACUUUUCUGCUUCAAAUAGAAGCUGUUUUACUGCUGCAGCAAGAGGAAGAAAUCCCUCAUGCGACAUAAGUUAACACUUAUAUGACAGAUAGCGAGUUUGACUGAUCAGAGGGGAAUGUUUCCAAUAUGCCACCUUGGGCUAGCAACAUUGGCUGCAAAAGGUCUUUCCAGCUGUCAUGCAGCUGGGAAGAUUUACCUCCUGUAAUGCUUAUUUAUCCCUGUGGUUUAUCUAUUAGUUUGCCCUUUAUUAUCCAUCCUCUAAUGUCAAAAUCCUGGAUAUGUGGACACAACGUGAGCAGAAAAUAGAUCCAUCGGUUGGUGUGUGUGUGUGUGAAAUUUGUCAAGGCUUGUGUGUCCCACUUCUAAGAGAGCCCAAAGGACAGUGUUUAGUGUGACUCAUGGGGCUGAAAGGAAGAGAGCGUAAAAGACUGAUAAAAAAAGAGGGAUUACAAGGAUUUGUUACCAUUUCUUUUUGUUAUUUAAAUCGCUUGCCUAAGUAAUAGUGUAUGGGCGGUAUUAAGACUCAGGAAGACAGCAGGUGAGCCAUAGGGGAAAUGUGCAGUACGGGUCUGGUAGUCCAUGACCUGGAUUUGCAGCAUAACUUGGUAACUGAUUGUGUAUACAAAUGAAGAGAUGAAUAUGCACGUGUCUUCUGAUCUGCCACAAAGCCGGAUCACUGAAGCGAACACGUUCUGGCUCAGCGGUGGGGCACCUUCAGGAAGCAGCAAUCGUUGGCUGACUGAAGACAGCCAGACGUAUUUUAACUCGCAGGACUGAAGCUCAAACAAUUCACUCCAGGGUGGAAGUGUUAAUGGGAAACACAAAAUGGCCAUCAUCAUCUUUGUUCUUCUCAUCAUCAUUAACUCUCCGCUCACUGCAUUUGAUAUAACAUGCUGACGCUGGUCUCUAGUGUUCGGCCUGACGCACACCGGUGGGAAACACUGUUUAGACAGAUUCUCCCCACGAGGCCGGGAAUGUGCGUCACCUUGGGCCUGCUUCUUAUUCCAGCACCUACCAGCUUCUUUUUUUGUUUUUCUUCUGCACAAACUCAUCCACUUUUUAAUAUCAAUCUCAAUGGACUCCAUUAGUGCAGCACUACUUUGAGCGUGUUAAUUUGUUUUGUCAAAACCUUUGUUUAUCCCAGAUUAAUAUCUCAAUAAACAGAGGAGGGCGGCACUGUGGUAAAUGAUAGUGAUUAUGCUGUAGAAGGUCUGCAGCCCACGCCGUCGGACUGAAUCUCACAUGAAAGGGAGUUGCGCCGCCAUUCAAAGCCCUCUGAUUACAAUAAUAACUCUGUGGGUGCUAAUUUACUGCAGUGAACUCAGUCUCCGCCAUUCUCUUGCGUUUUAGUCUUCAUUUGCAAGUAUUUAGCCAAACUGCCGGCUCCUGCAGGCGGCAGGCUUGACUUGCUUCAGUGGGAAAGACUUUGACAGUGUUGUUGCACCCCUGCAGCUUCAUGUCAGGGGAGUUCUGCUGAAGCAUUGAUCAGACGAUCAUAAAACACCGGGCCCAGCAGGACCACAACGUGUUCACUUGCAGCUGACCCUUUCAACCAGAGGUUUUUUGGCAUACAUCACACCAAGAGGUGAAACAACCUAAAUCUAAAGUGCAGACAUGUACCUGAAUGUUGCAUUUUUGCAGAUCAGAGCUUAUCAGUGUUUAACAUUUUUGAAUGUUAACAGGCUCAUAUGAUCAAGCUGAUGUUUCCUGUUUUCAUUUUUUUCAUAUGAAACUAAUCUGUCAAUAGAAGGAGAGGGUUGGUGUGAGGGAUAUUAGGGCUCUUUAAUGAGUUGUAUCUUAAAUUAAACGAAUGUGAAAGUGAAUCCACUGCCACAUCAGCAUAGUAAAGCGCACAUUUAAGAGUGCCUGUAAAUGCGACAAGGUUUUCCUAAAGACGUUUUUAAAAAGCACUUAUACACUGUAAUAAAGUAGUACUAUUUUGUUAUUGAAUUCUUAUUACACUACCGUGUGAUUACCAUAGAAAGCUUUUGAGGUUGUUGCUAGGAGUAUAUUUGAUUGUGAUGAAGAUCCUUGUCCCGUGUGCCAAAAACAUGUCCAACGAACAUGAGUCAGGACAUCUUGUUGGCACUGAAACUUAAGUUCUUUAUCGCAUUUUCGUGAUCUAGUGGUCCAAAUCCUUCUGAAACAUAUUCAUACGUAUAAAAUCCACAUUCUGCAACUGAGGAGAGGAUUUUUCUGCAGAAAAAAAACCCCAUUUCGUCUUAUUUUUCCCUUAAUUCAGCCAGACUGAGUGGUAGCAGACUGAUCUUAUUUCUUCUUCCGUGCUUGCACUGUUUCUGAGAGUGUGAAAAUGUGCCCACCUGUGCCUGCUUGUGGCUGUUAUAAGCGCCGUCCAUGAUCAAUCCAGGGGCAGCUGCCCCUCAUGCUCUGUGCCUGGUUUGGGUGAGAUGUUCUGAUUCAGCUUGAGGCUGCAUUCAUUUAGCCUUAAGUCAGAUACAACUGUCAAUAUGUUGAUUUUUUUUUUCUUAAAGCCAAGCAGAAAAGGAAACAGUAAAACGUAUGGACACAGGCAGGUAUUAAUUGGAUCCAUGGUCGGUAUUAGAUGUCCCUAAAACCCUUAAAUAUAAGGCCAAGGCUUUUGGGUGUUAGUUGUUAAAAAUAGUAGGUAGGAAGGGAGUAAGUAUCGGCCUAUCCACAGCACCGUCUCUGUGAUUUUUCUUUAACAUUGCUAACUUAUCAAGAACUGCUGAAACAUCUGUAAACUGCUUUGAUCCUGUUCUCGUUUUCUUAUGGGAAUGACAUUUCUUUGGCUUUUUUUUUUUUUUUUUUUCACUCUCACCGUCAUUGCUUUGACAGCUGUCUGGGCCAAAGGGGAUGAUUUUUCCGUGAGUGUUUCCAUCAUUGCAGGUCAGACUGACCUUGUAUCAGCACAUAUUAAUAAAAAAUAUCUGUUGAUUAAAAACUG
Messenger RNA from Oryzias latipes (Japanese medaka), 10534 nucleotides. The record is from RefSeq and is a predicted model, not a curated record. NCBI's taxonomy places the organism in Eukaryota, Metazoa, Chordata, Actinopteri, Beloniformes, Adrianichthyidae.